This is a messenger RNA of Prorocentrum cordatum, 152 nucleotides long. NCBI's taxonomy places the organism in Eukaryota, Dinophyceae, Prorocentrales, Prorocentraceae. The record is from the annotation of a GenBank genome assembly.
CCCGGCCUGGCGCUGGGCUGGGACGACGCGGCCGGCGCGUGGGCCCCGGUGGCGCCCAUCCGGCACUACUGGGCGUCGGAGGCGGGAUGGGAUUUGCAGAUCCUCCCAGAACGCCGUUCCUGGCGCUCCGAGGGCAAGGACCUGCGUGAGGG